Messenger RNA from Hippoglossus stenolepis (Pacific halibut), 1614 nucleotides. RefSeq names its product transmembrane protein 214 (gene tmem214). The record is from RefSeq and is a predicted model, not a curated record. Gene Ontology annotation, cellular component: endoplasmic reticulum; Golgi apparatus. Lineage: Eukaryota; Metazoa; Chordata; Actinopteri; Pleuronectiformes; Pleuronectidae.
AUGACGACUUUUUUGCUGGAUGUCGGGGACCUGAAGCAGCAGCUGGCUCACAGUCAGACUCUGUUCCCAGACAAUCCGUCAGUCUGGGGCAAAGACCUGGCCGGGUACCUCAACCUCAAUCUGACUGUGCCGGAGACAGAGCCCAGUCACAGCAGCUGCACUCACAACUACCCAUACUGCCUUACAGGGCAGGAGCGGAGGGGUGUGAUUAAAGGCCUCAUCAGACGCUGCAGCGACGCUCUGCCAGGUUUCCUCGACCACUGUGUUUACACCAUGCUCAGGGAGCUGGACAGGCAGUCCGGAGAACCACUUCAUGGCUACAGAGUUUGCAUCCAGGCCAUUCUAAAGGACCAACCCACAAUAGCCACCCAAAAUCUGCCAGAGUAUUUGGAGUUACUGCGGUCGGUUCAGAAUCGCCCGGUGAAGUGUUUGACUAUCAUGUGGGCUCUGGGACAAGCAGGAUUUUAUGACCUCAGCCAGGGACUACAAGUGUGGCUGGGCAUCAUGCUUCCUGUGCUCGGAGUGAAAUCCUUGUCUGCGUAUGCCAUUGCCUAUCUGGAUCUACUUCUCCUACUUCAUGCAAACCUGACAAUGGGAUUUGGCAUCAUGGGAACUAAAGAGUUCUUUCCUUUACUGGAUUUCGCCUUCAUGCCCAAGAAUGCCCUGUCAUCAAGUCUGCAGAAGCAGCUGAGGCGUCUGUAGCCUCAUAUAUAAACUCACCAUUUAACUGUUGUCUUGGAGUUGGGAGGACGUAUUGUUGGGACUGUGGCAUUUCAAAUAUUGUCUUCCUGUUCCUUGCAGCUGCUCAGCAGUAUGACCGAGUGUUUGUGUGUGGACGUAAACAGUCUUGAAGUAUGGAGGGAGCUCUAUACCAAACACUUACCCCAGUCUUCUCUGCUGUUGAAUCAUUUGUUGAAGUCCUGGAAAGUCCUGCCACCAAAACUACGGAAGAACCUUCAAGAAACAAUCCAGUCGUUCCGAGUGACCAGUGAGGAGACGAGAGACACCAUGGGGACUCCGGAGCUUCACGAGUGUCAGGUGAGACGCACAAAUCUGCAGGUGCGUGGUCGCGGGUUCCCCUGGUUCCAGCUGCUCACGGCUGUUCACGACGUCAUAUCUCACGGCUCCUUCACAGAUUCCAGCACAGCGGCCGUAUCUCAGCAGGCCUGGGGCAAAAUAACAGUCCAUUCAAAACAGGGCUUCAGCUGGAUGGAGACAAACACCCCUUAUUAUUACUCUGAGAGUGUGCGGGUCCUGGGGCCACUGAUGACCCAGGCCAUGGAGAAGUCAAAAGCAGCAUCCAUUUUCAUCUCUGAUCACACCACACAGUUCAUCCUCUGGGACAGAGAAAAGACGCCGCUGGUCACAGAAUGGGUCUACACCAACACUCCAGACAGUAUGUCCCAGGUGUUGGCGUAUGUGAGGGAGCUGCACCGCCUCCUCCAUCCCUACUACAUCCUGCCAGCUCUGGCUUUUUUGGCCUUGAUUUAUAACGUUGAUGCGUCGUGUCUGCCGGGCCACGCCGUGACCUUCGCCAAUUCAACGUGGCAGCUGCUCCAACACACGAAUUCCGCCAUCAGGACUUGGGCUCAGGAGCUGCUGACGAGAGCAUGA